AUGGCUACCUCCAAAGAUUCUCCCGCUCACUCUUAUACUCCUGUUUCUCCUUCUGAGAGAGCAGAUGCAGACGCCCAGGAGACCCAGUCCAACCAGAAAAGGCCUGCAAACAUCCCGAGCCGUCUACGAACCACAUAUCUCUUCCCUAUACUGCAUAUCCUCUGGUGCAUCCUGCUCGUUCGAUGCAUGGUGUUCCUCCUCGAUGGAUACCACGCCAUCCUCCCCGACGCGGCCCGCUACGUUGACAGACAGCUAAGACUUCGCGUUAGCGAUGUCACCACCAUCAUUUCGGUCGCUUUGGUGGUCACAAGGCUUCUUGUUGGAGCAUGGAUGGGCGUGGUCCUCUGGAACGUCGUCUUCAUUCUGCUGGGGACGUCCGGGUUGCACCUCUCCGAAGUCACCCAAACCUUCACCUAUAAAGUGCCGCCAUGGCAUGCCAUCCGUGGGAAUAAGUCCGGCCUCUUCGUUGUGGCACUCUUGCUCUUGGUCGUUCCGCAGCCGCUUAUUGGGCCCCUCAUAUCUGGUGCUGUGGACUGGGAUGUCGGCUUCAGAUACAGUGCGGACCUUGAGCAGACGCAAGCUGGGUAUCCUGGAGCUAGCCCCUUGCUCUGGUUCUGGUAUUACUACUCUAGCGAGGACCGUCGUUCCUACGUCCGCAGAGCUGCUGCCUACGCCUCAAUCGCAUGGGACGGCACGACGAUUGACAAGGGCCACUGUCGUCACAUCAUGAAUGACGAUGGAUUCCCCGUCAACUCCAGCAUCCUGGAUGCCACGAUCCCCUGUCUUCGGAUUAAUUCAAUCACGUUCCCAACCGAAUACCCUCCAGACGAUGUUUUCCAGAUCGUCAAUGGCUCAGUGCAUGCUUCGACUUGGGAGGACGAUCUGACUCGUGUCAAAGACCCUCCAUUAUCCUAUGGCAUAGAUGGAAACGCAGUUCUUUUCGAUAAGGACGACAGACCUGGGAUGCUGGGCAACUUCCCGAACAAGAGUGACAAUGCGUUCCGGAUGGAUGUCCCAUCUGCUUACUUGCAAUCCGGGAUCUUCCACGCCGUGGUUCUGAUCAACGGAACCGUCUCUCUCAAUGGAAAUAACUGUACAGACUUGAAAGAGAACAUCUUCGGUAUGAAGAAGUUCAACAAUAUCUUUACGCCGAACGAAAAGGGCAACUACUAUCGGUGUUUCACUUACGCAGUCGUUAAUCUCACUGCCGGCGUCGUCAGAAGCCCAACUAGCACCUACCUCUCGAGUCGCGUGAUUCAAGGUGAUACAGCCGACUCGGAAUUACCGAUAGAGCCUGCUCCCUGGGUCCAAGAAGCCAUGUACCUCAUGCCCGAUGUCAUGAGUGUGUUCAGUAUGAUGAACUCUUCCAGCCUCCCAACUUGGAACAAUCUGGAGGAAUACGUCACAAGACUCGUCCGAUACUCAUAUCAAGGCUCGUGGGACAUGCUCUCACGUUCAUUCGAGCCGGAUGACAACCUUCUAUCUGCAUAUCGGGAGAUUGAGCGCUUGAGGCGAAAGAUUCAUGAGCUCGAAUCAGAGCUUCAGCAACAAAAGGCCGAAAACAAUGUCGAUCCAGUAGUCUCUGCAUCGCGAGAAGCAAAUAUCGACCCACUUCUUUCACGCCCUUCUCAGAGUCCUGCUCGUUAUAGUUAUGGAAGCCCGACGUGGCUGCAAAAGGGGGUUCACAUCUGCGCUGGGCAAUCGACGAACAAGACGUGGUAUGGACCGUCGUCACUUUUCUACUUCAUUACGCAAGUUCUAGACCUGCUCGGCCCACCUGGGCUUCAAUCAGCCAGCCAGGACAAACUUCCGGGCUCUGUUCCAGCGAGCUCCUUGUUGGACGAACCAGGGAACACGGUUUCGCCCCUAGGUGAUGAUCGCCGGCCUGACCAAGCUGAUCCUACAUCGACUCCAGCAGAGGAAUACCUGUCUCUGAUGCAGGAAGAGUUCUUUAUUGAGCUCUACUGGCAAUCUCACCAUACAGCCGUCUUCCCGAUCAUCGAUGAGGCCGAGUUUCGGGAGCACUACAGAUCCUCAUGGACAGCUGAGGGCAACGUUAGGAAACCAUCCCCCCUCGUUGAUAUCGUGAUUGCAGUUUCCAUGCAGCUUGGCAUCUCGGCAACUCCAGCGGCUCGGCGGAACUUUGCCAGGCAAGAAGGCGAUGCGACAGUUGUUGGCCGGAGAUACUAUCUUCGCUGCCAGAAGCUUCUGGCAUAUGAGCUCGAGAGCCCUGUCGUUUCAACUUUACAGAGCCAGAUACUCUGCUCCGUGUAUCUCUGCUGCGCAAACUUUCAGAACAUGUCUGAUGGUGCUUGCGGCGCGGUAGUCAGAUCUGCACACAUGCUUGGCCUUCACUUAGAUCCACCAGACAGUCUUCCGCCAAAAGAGAGAGAGAUGCGGAGGCGACUAUGGUGGGCUGUUUAUAUCUUGGAUAGCAAGAUUGGCAUGAAAUAUGGCAGACCCUUCCUCCUGAACCAGACCAGGAUCAAGAUUCAGUCCGCUCGGCUCCAACCUCAGCUGGCUGAGCUUUAUCGUCUGCAAACGGAGCUGUUCCUGGCUGCAAGAGCAGUCUACACAGCCUUUUUCGAUGACGCAUCAAGGGCAUUCACAGGUAAUUCUGCCUCGGGCAACAUAGACGCUUUCGAGGCCCAUGCGGAAGCUUUCCGUGAAAGGCUUGGAGAAGUUGAUAUUUGGGCCCAAUCCGUGCCCGAUGCUCUGAAGACCACGCGGCUCGACAAUGGACGCCCCCUUUCAACAGACUCCUGUCCUCUUGACGUGGAAUUCUUUGCGCCCCUCUGGCUCCAACGACAACGCCUCUUGCUGGAACUCAUGUAUCACAACCUUUGUAUCAACCUCUGUCGGCCUUUCAUCUUUGCUUGCUCAGCGUCAACAUCUAUUGGUGUAGAACAGCUGGGGGUUAGAUGUGCUCAACAUGCUGCGACUUUUACCAGAAUUAUGCACCAAGUCCUUUCCUCGACAGAUAUCUUGAAUGGCUGGCAUGAAGCAUUCCAGUGGCAGUGGAAUGCGGCCAUGACGCUUGUAGGCUUUGUUCUGGCUUACCCCCAGGCUGCGUCCACGGCACAGGCCAGGAAGGGCAUUGACAUGUCCUUGGACGUUCUGGAUCUCUAUAGCGCUAGCUUUGCGGUGGCAGCAAAGGCUGCUGAUGUUAUUCGCCGGCUUCGUGCCGAGGUUGAUCGUGUCGCCUCCAUCACGCGUCAAAACUCAAGCUCACCGGUCUUGAUGAGACAGGCUGAGGGAGUUGAAGUGGUUGGAGUUUCUCCUGUGGACACGUCAUCGACAACUUAUGUGAGUGCUCUGGGCGAGACCGCUGAGGGACUAUCGCUGGGAGAGAAUGGGAUUGAUAUUAGCGAGAUGAAUUCGACGUCUCUGCAGGCCAUUCUAAAUAUGGCCUUUGACGUCGAUCAAUGGGCUGAGCCCUAUAUGCUCUGGCCGACCGGUGAUGGGCGUGGACUUUGA
Messenger RNA from Fusarium falciforme, 3477 nucleotides. RefSeq names its product Fungal-trans domain-containing protein. Gene Ontology annotation, biological process: DNA-templated transcription; positive regulation of transcription from RNA polymerase II promoter by galactose. The record is from RefSeq and is a predicted model, not a curated record. The transcript is spliced from 3 exons. Gene Ontology annotation, molecular function: zinc ion binding; DNA-binding transcription factor activity, RNA polymerase II-specific; RNA polymerase II cis-regulatory region sequence-specific DNA binding. Bases 1 to 3477 code for a protein of 1158 amino acids. Gene Ontology annotation, cellular component: nucleus. Lineage: Eukaryota; Fungi; Ascomycota; Sordariomycetes; Hypocreales; Nectriaceae.